Messenger RNA from Leucoraja erinaceus (little skate), 2861 nucleotides. RefSeq names its product SH3 domain-binding protein 1-like. Gene Ontology annotation, biological process: signal transduction; positive regulation of GTPase activity; regulation of actin cytoskeleton organization. Gene Ontology annotation, cellular component: intracellular anatomical structure; cytosol; cytoplasm. NCBI's taxonomy places the organism in Eukaryota, Metazoa, Chordata, Chondrichthyes, Rajiformes, Rajidae. The transcript is spliced from 19 exons. The record is from RefSeq and is a predicted model, not a curated record. Gene Ontology annotation, molecular function: protein binding; GTPase activator activity. Bases 132 to 2300 code for a protein of 722 amino acids.
AACUCUGUACACACGCACACACACUCACACACACGCACACACACACGCCCACAGCAGACGAGCGUUUGUAGCGAAGGAGAGACUGCAGUCUCCAGCAAAGCAACGGGCGUGAAGACAGAAAAGUUUCAAAAAUGAUGAAGAAACAGCUGAACCGGAUGCUCCAGUUAGCGAACCACACCUCAGGCAGAAGUGAGAAUUCACUGCUUCUCACCGAGGAUCUCAUCCAGUUUGAGAACAGGAUUGAACCCGCCAGGCGUGCAACAUACAACACGUACAAGAAACUGCAGGCUUGCCUCCACGGACAACAGGGCUCAGACCUCGAGAGGCGCCUGAAAAAGAUGCCCCUGAUGACCUUAUCGCAGAGCAUGGGAGAGAGCUGUAGAGAGCUGGACAACGAAUCCAGCAUUCGGAAGAUGUUGGAGGUUUGCUGCUACAUCGAAGGCACCCUGGCAAAGGUCUGCGUUGACCACGAGCUACAGCUGGAGAAAGACGUGCUGGACCCGCUCUUCAAACUGUCUGAGGAGGAGCUUCCCAAUAUUCUUAAACACAAGAAAAAACUGGACAAGCUGACCCUGGAUUGGACGUCCGCCAAAAAUCGGCUAGGCCAAGCUACUAAGUCUGUCAACACAGGGGCCAUGGCACAGCCCACGACAGCAAAGGUGGACCUUCUCAAAGACGAGGUGGACGAGAUCUGGAGAAAAGUUGAACUAUCUAAGGAUGAAUACGCCGCUGACCUUUAUCACUUCGCCAGCAAGGAGGAGGAAUAUUCCAACUACUUUUACUUGUUGUUGGAAGCCCAGGCAGAAUACCACCGGCGGUCUCUGAACGCACUGGAUGCCCUGCUGCCCACACUGAAGACCAGCCCCAACUCACCAGCUGUUAUCCCGGAGAACCCUGCCUAUGGCCGUCCGCUGAAGGAGCACCUGGAGAACCGGGGGCAGGAUAUCGCCCUUCCCAUCGAGGCCUGUGUCAUGAUGCUGCUCGAGAAAGGAAUGAAAGAAGAGGGCUUGUUCCGGCUGGCGGCAGCAGCGUCCGUGCUGAAACGGUUAAAGGCCGCGCUUGAUGGCGGCUCCUUCGAUCCGGAAGAGUUCAACUCAGACUCGCAUGCUGUGGCAGGUGCACUGAAGUCUUACCUACGUGAGUUGCCUCAGCCCCUCAUGACGUUUGACCUUUAUGAUGAAUGGUUCCAAGCUGCCAGUGAGAAGGAUCUUCCAAAGCAGAUCGAACGGCUGCGGGAAGUGUCCGCCAAGUUGCCAGAGGAAUUCUACAAGAACUUCAGGUAUCUCAUUAAGUUUCUGGCAAAGUUGGCGGAAUACCAUGCGGUGAACAAAAUGACACCCACGAACAUCGCCAUCGUGCUUGGACCCAACCUUCUGUGGCCCAGGAAUGAAGGGACGGUCUCAAUGAUGAACAUGGCGUCAGCAUCGUCGGUCCAGGUGGUGCUGGUCAUCGAGCCGGUCAUACAGAACGCAGACGGCAUCUUCCCAGAAGAUUUGGAUUUCAGUGUGUCGGGAAUGUUCGGCCCAAGUUCGUUGUACUCCAGUUACACCUCGACAAAGAAAGACACUGGCUCAACGGAGCCGGCACAGACGACCCCUCCCCCACUCAAGGAGGUCACGGCACUGAAGGAUGAGAGUUUGUGUGAAGAACGCACCCUGGUUCGUCCAUCGUCACCUCCGCCAGAUGUGGAGGAGGGUCCCAGCAAAGUGGAAGCCCCUCCAAACCAGACAGCGCCCAACCAGGCUGACCUCACCAGCCAGACCCCCAACAACCUGACCAAGAAAGUGAAGAAACCCGUGCCGUCGAGACCCACGUUCCCACCGCCGCACCACCCGAAGGCCAGCCUGCCUUGGACCUCGAAGCCCAUGUGCGCGCCCCUCACCCAGCCGAUCGACGAGAGGCCCAUCGUCCGCCGAGCGACUGCCUGCCCGGUGCGGGUGCCCGCCGUGCCCCCGCCCCCCGUGCCGGCCCCCCGCACCCACCAGCGCACCACCAGCCUGGGCUCGGCCCACUUUCGGCUGGGCGACCCGCCGGAGGCCGGCGGCGACGGCGGCAAGCGGCCGCCAGAGGCCUCGGUGAAGACGGCGCCCUGCCAACCGCGCUCCCCGCAGGUCAGCUGGGACACGGAGCCGCAGCCGCAGCCGCAGUCGAAGCCGCAAGCAACGGCCAGGGUCCGGGUCCUCUCCGCCAGUCAGGCCAUGUUGGCCGGGACCACCCCCAAAGUGAAAGGAUCACUGAGCGUGGAGAGAAGUGGUCCUCAGGAGCAGUCACCAGAUGCCACCACCGGGGGGCACCUCUGACAACCCACCUAACCCCAACUACACGAUCUAGAAUUGGAGCACCUGAAGUGCAGAUCAAGAUCUUUGGUGCAGAUGGGCUUCUUGGCCCCCACUCCGUUGCAAGGAGAGCACGGUAACUCGCGAUCUUUAGGCUUUGUGUAGUUUAGUUUAGAGAUACAGCGCGGAAACAGGCCCUUCGGCCCACCUGGUGCGUGCCGACCAGCGAUCCACGCACACUAACACCAUCCCACACACACCCAGGGGCAACUUACAAUUUUACCAAAGCCAAUUAACCUGCAAACCGGCACGUCUUUGGGGUUUGAGAGGAAGCCGGAGCUCCCGGAGAAAACCCCACACAGGUCACGGGGAGAAGGUACAAGCUCUGUACAGACGGCACCCGUGGUCAGGAUCGAACCCGGGUCUCUGGCGCUGUGAGGCAGCAACUCUGCCCGUUUGAUUAGGCAGGGGAGGAGGAAAUGCCCAAUUGACUCAGCAGAUCCUAGCCUCCUUGUGGCCAGCUACAAUGGCAGGAAAUCUGAGGUAAGGAGUCAUACUCAUAGAGUGAUACAGCGUGAAAACAGG